UUACCUGUUAAUCAGUAAAAAAAAAAAAAAAAAAUAUUCAGUUAGAAAAAAAAAAACAACUUAUUACACACCCAUACAAAGUCAUCUAUGCUAGUGCAACCUCAUUUUUUGCAGUUUUGUAUAUACACACGAGUAAACACCUAUACUUCUUGUGACAGCUGCCAGAUUUCUAAUUUAUUUAUUAGAAAAAAAAAAAAAUAACAAUAAUUGAUUAAUAAUGUGUCGUUAGUCUGUUAAAUAAAUUGCUUUUUUUUUUUUUUACUGUUAUUAAAUAAUAUAAUAAACAUUAAACAACAACAGCUGAUUCUUACUAGAAAAAAGAAAAAAAAAAUUAUUUGUUAAAAUCAUUUGACAAUACGUGUGUAUUGUUAAACAAAAAAUCAAAGCGUCUUCCAGUUAAACUGUACAUCAAUUAACAAUAAAAAAAACCCAAAUAAUUAUUGACAAAAAAUAUUAAGAUAAUAAACGAUGACAAUGGGAGAUGAGACACCAGUUACAUCACUCGUUCUUCCUGUGAUAUUAAGACCUCUUUUAUCAAAGUUGGAGUCACAUAAUAUGGUUGCUGCACAAACACUGAGAUCAGCAUUUUCAAAAGCUGAAAGUAAUCAUCCUGGUAUAACAUAUGAUUUAAUAUCUGGUAUUAUUAGAAAAGCUGAUCUUAAUCUUGAUAUGAAUGCAAGUGUACUACGUCUUCAAGGUGUUGCUUCUGAUUGUGAUGCAAUUGAAUAUCGUUCAUCAAGAUCUGAAGAUGCAUUUCAAGAAUUAAAUCGUAAAUCAACUGCAUUAAAAAGAAUACUCAGCAGAAUUCCAGAUGAAAUAACUGAUCGUAAAACAUUUUUAGAAACAAUUAAGGAAAUUGCAAGUGCUAUUAAAAAAUUACUUGAUGCUGUGAAUGAAAUAACUGCCUUUAUUCCUGGUAUUGCUGGUAAGCAAGCAUUGGAUCAAAGAAAAAGAGAAUUUGUUAAAUACAGCAAAAGAUUUAGUAAUACAUUAAAAGAGUAUUUCAAAGAAGGACAAGCAAAAGCAGUUUUUAUAAGUGCAUUGUUUUUGAUUCGACAGACAAAUAUGAUUAUGGUUACAGUUAAAAGCAAGUGUGAAUAAAUAACUGCCUUAUUUACAAAUUAACAGCCAACCUAGUUAUCUAGGAUACUAAAAAAGUUUAAAAAACAAAACUAAGAUUAAAGUAAA
Molecule: messenger RNA, 1188 nt
Organism: Aphidius gifuensis
Lineage: Eukaryota; Metazoa; Arthropoda; Insecta; Hymenoptera; Braconidae
Gene: Ccm3
Product: programmed cell death protein 10
Exons: 5
Coding region: 469-1101 (210 amino acids)
Biological process (GO): regulation of Golgi organization; positive regulation of MAP kinase activity
Cellular component (GO): FAR/SIP/STRIPAK complex; Golgi apparatus
Molecular function (GO): protein kinase binding
Source: RefSeq, a predicted model, not a curated record